AAGUGCACUGAAAAUGCAGUUUCUGUGCACUAGACACCGCGCCAAAUAUUCCGUCUCUUUCAUAGGCGGAGGGCGAGGGAUCCCACGGCAUGUCGUGUUUGUUUUCUUCCCCGCUUUCAGCGAUACAUGCUUGAAAGCUACAAGGCCCUUUUAGGGAUUUGAAAAGUCGUCUACGGGGUGAGUGAGCAGAGCUAGCUCUCCGAACCAAAAAAAAAGCAGGAUGCAGGCUGCCUUCUCAUACAGAAAAACAGCACUGGCCAAAAUAAAGAAAGCACUUCUGCAGCGAAACGCCUGAAAUGGGAACCAGCAGCCUGCCUUGCCUGGAGAGAAGGGAAGAAACAGAGGCAAACAUCCCGCCUGUGACCAACACGCAACCACGCUACAGGAAGCAGUAGCCUCCGGUGAUAAAUAGGAGCCCCGGCAGCACAGGAUGCGCGUGGGGUGAGCUCGGCGGGCCGAGGGGAUGUGAGGCAGUGUCCGUCCAUCCGUCCAGCCGGCGGGAUGGCCGCGUCCCUGCUGCUGCUGCAGCUGCUGACGCUGGUGACGGCGGUGGCACGGGGCGAGGACGCCGAGGUGCUCUGCUCCGACACCGCCUGCUACACGCUGCACCGGGCCGAGCUGGUCUGGAGCGCUGCCCAAGAGCGCUGCCAGCACGACGGCGGCAACCUGGCUCCAGCAGGCAGCCGGGCCGAAGCUGAGCGACUGGGGCAGCUGCUGGCAGCCAGCACGGCUGCCUCGGCCUGGAUCGGGCUGCGGCUGGAGCGCGGCCGCUGCGUGCAGCCCCAGGAGCCACUGCGGGGCUUUACCUGGGCGGCCAGCGGGGAGCCCGGCAACUACUCAGCCUGGCUGUCCGAGCCCCACGUCACCUGCCUCAGCACCCGCUGCGUCGCCCUGCGGCCUGCUGGCCCCCACGGGCCUCCGGGCUGGGUCGACCGGCCGUGCCGGGCCGUGCUGCCCGCCUUCCUCUGCAAGUUCAGCUUCCGGGGGAUGUGCGGGCCCCUGCGGCUGGGGGGGCCCGGCCGGGUCAGCUACGAGACACCCUUCGGGGUGCGCAGCCCGGCACUGGCGGCCGCUCCCUUCGGCACGCUGGCAGAGGUGGUCUGCGAAGAGGCUGAGAGCCCGGCCUUCACUGUCUGCAAGGGGCAGCCGGACGGGGACAGCUUCGCCUGGCAGCCUCCCGGGCCUUUCUGCCCCAGCACCUGCGCCCACAACAAUGGGGGCUGCCAGCAGCUGUGCCUGGAGGCACCUGGGCAGCCGUCACGCUGUGCCUGCCAGUCCGGCUAUGUGCUGGGCCCCGACAUGGCCUCCUGCCUGCCUGAGGAUGCCUGCCACCCCAAUCCCUGCCAGGGGUCCUGCCAGCCCCGGCCCGGAGGCUUCGAGUGCAUCUGUGAGGAUGGCUACGUCCUGGCACCUGACGGCCACCACUGCAUGGACGUGGAUGAGUGCCUGGAGGGGCCCUGCAAGCACGAGUGCCACAACACAGCCGGCAGCUUCUUUUGCUCCUGCCGGCCCGGCUACCAGCCAGCAGGCCCAGAUGGCCACGACUGCCGCGAUGAGGAUGAGUGUGCCCAGCCCCACGCCUGCCCCCAGCUCUGCCUCAACAUCCCCGGCUCAUUCCGCUGCACCUGCAGGGCCGGCUACCAGCAGCAGCCUGGCAGUGAUGCCUGCCUGGAUGUGGAUGAGUGCCUGCGGGACCCCUGCCCUGGGCCCUGCCACAACUUCCCCGGCAGCUUCAAGUGCAUCUGCCCGCCUGGCUUCCUCCUGCAGGAGGACGGACACAGCUGCCUCGCUGCACCCACCACCGGAGAGCAGCUGGUGGACACCGUGGGGACCACCUCCAUCCUCCAGACCGCCAGCACCACAUGGACCAUGGGCACCCCUAGCCCUGCAGCCAUUCCCGGUGGGUUGACACCAUCAGCCCCCAUGGUGGUGGGGUCAGAGCACAGCCCCGAGCACGGCGCUGAUGGUCCCCGGCUGCUCCUCUACUACAUCCUGGGCAGCCUGGUGGCCAUUCUGCUGCUGCUGGCCUUUGCCUUGGCCCUGCUGGCCUGCAGGAAGAGGGCGGCCAGGCGGGAGAAACCAAAAGCAAAAAGCGCGGCAGACAACUACUGCUGGGUGCCCGAGCAGCCCGAAAGCCGCAGCAGGGCAGGCAGUGAGCGCAGGUAACGGUGCCCGUGCUGUGGGGCCGCGAACAAAGGAAAUGCAAAGGGAAGGGGGGUGGGCGAUGUUCUGUCUGAGAUGAUUUCGCAUGCCUUCAUGUCUGAGAGCCUGUCCUGGGGCUUUGGGCAAAGCAGGAUCCAAUUCCAACCCCAAGGCAGGUGCAAGUGUUGGGUGUGCAGAUAUGAAGGCAGUCCAAAUCAUGUCGGGAGUGUUAGCUGAAAUGUAUAAACCUCUGCUUCCUGAAGUGAAGGGUUAACGGGGAAGGAGCAGAGAGGCUGAGAUGGAACGGGGUGGGGGUUCCCUUCCUGAGUUGCUCCUCAGCUCUGCAAAACCUUACCAGACUUGGAAAUAGCAAAGGA
Molecule: messenger RNA, 2519 nt
Organism: Numida meleagris (helmeted guineafowl)
Lineage: Eukaryota; Metazoa; Chordata; Aves; Galliformes; Numididae
Gene: CD93
Product: CD93 molecule
Exons: 1
Coding region: 502-2166 (554 amino acids)
Molecular function (GO): calcium ion binding
Source: RefSeq, a predicted model, not a curated record